Fraxinus pennsylvanica is the source of this 2505-nucleotide messenger RNA. The record is from the annotation of a GenBank genome assembly. NCBI's taxonomy places the organism in Eukaryota, Viridiplantae, Streptophyta, Magnoliopsida, Lamiales, Oleaceae.
AUGUAUCUUCUCUCCCGUUAUGGAUUUGAGCCAGGGGGAAAUCACUCCGCUAUUCGAAAAUCUAUGCCCAUGGCGGAGUGCCGCUCGCUCAAGACCACCGUUGUGGCUCCAUCAGACCCUCGCAUAUUCAGUGGCUCCUUCAGAUUCGUUAAAUCUAGAGCCCAAACCAGAAAACACGAGCCCCAGAGAUAUGCCCGUUGGAUACAUCAUAGUUUUGCAAGUGCUAUGUCCCGGAUGCAAGGGGAAAGGAGUAUCCUGGAUUCCUUUCCUGAAACUAUUGAUCUAAACCAAGGGUCUUUCUCUAAUAAUGAUUCUGUGGAUCAUUCAGCUGCUUGGGAUGACAUGCUAAAUCCAGUUGAGAGUCGACUACCAAAUUACAUGCUUUCCUCUAGUGAGGGAAAUAUUGGUUGUAUAAAUACUGUUAACAGUCAUGCCCGGAGUGUCAGUGGCUGGGAUGUAGGUGAAUCCAGUUCAUCAGCAAAUAAUCUGCAAAACGAAGUCCACGGCGAUGUUUCUAGAAUGAGACACAGUUGGUCGUCCUCUUUCAAUGCUUGUUCUGGUACAGAUGCAAGAACAGAAGAUUGGUCUUUUGAGCCGUCUAAUGUCGAUAGUGCUGGUUAUGGUGGCAACCAGGCAACUGGCAGAUACCCGAGUAUGCAAAAUUAUGGUUCAAAUCCUGGUUCACUGAAUGUAAAUAUGAAUCAUGGGUACGCUAGCGAGAAUGAUGAUCAGAGAGGCAUAAGAUCAGGUCAAUUACAAACUUUUUACAAGUCUGGUCAAUCAGAGACAAGGCAGAUUCCUAAUUUUUACACUUCUUCCAAUAGUAGAGGAACUUCUUCCGGUAUUUCUGGUACUUUAUUGGAAAAUGACGACACACCAGGUCCAUCUUUGGAUACUUGGGGCUUAUCCUGCAAGAGAAAGGCUCUUGAAGGUACUUCUCGACAAUUUUACCCUGGUGGAAGUUCCAGCUCCAGUCAACCAAUUGAGAACAUAAUGCAGCACUCUGUUCCUUCUCGCUAUGUUGCACCUGGAGGUUUAAGUAUAUCAUCGGAAACUAGCAGCUUAACUAGAGCUAGUCAUUCUGAACAACUAAAUCCGAGGAGCGGGGUUGUCUUGGAUAGAGUAGCAUCUGGAAUUCGUCCCUUAAGUGUUCCAGGAAUUAGAGAAAGCCCUGCUAGAAACUUUGGUGUGAGAUCAAAUCUUGGACACCAGUCUGUAUCAUUUGAUAUGCCCAUAGGCUCUGAUGCAAGACAUUCUAGUGUUUAUGCAGCACAGCCCUCGAGACCUAUCUCAAAUAUUGAUUCUUCAGAGUUGAGAUCACCAUUUUCUUUUCCAAUAAAUCUAAGCAAUCCGGUCAACCAAUCUCAUACAAUGCAUAUCUCUCAGGCGAGAAGUACACUUCCAUUUGCUUGGAAUGGAUCUCCUGAUGCACGAAGUGGCAGCUCAACUGGCUCUUUAAUGCUCACUGGAGAAAGAAGUCCUGCAGUGAAUGAAGACGUUAAUUUUAGAAACCCUUACAGAAAUAAUGCUGAUUAUCCCUUGUUUAUUUCUUCUCCAGAGACAAGAAAUAUGCUGCAGGACCAAAUUGAUUGGAGUUUUGUUCCUGGAACUUCCGGAUCUUCGAGAAAUAAUUCUUCUGCUUCUCGGGUUGGCUCCAGUUCUAGCGUGCCAGCUAUUCCCCCAGCGUGGACACCUCAUCAGAAUCCAGCAAUGCAAAGCCAGCAAACGUCAUCAGAAUAUUCCCUCCGGGCUCCCUUCCCAUUUGUUGAGUCUGAUUCUGGAAUUCAAAGAAGUCAUUUCUCGGCCAUGCCUUCCGCCUCUUCUUCCUUGGAUGAGGUAGCAACUAGUAACCAGGCCCGCAAUCAAUCAGAUCAAAGGUCAGCAUUCUUGAUGGCAGUUCCGGGUGGUGACAUCAGUGGUCGGCGUGCUUUAGCUGCUGAUACUGAUGGGAGACAGAGACUGAUACGCCAUUUCUUGCAUGCAAUGCGGAGGGGCACCCACUUACGAGCAGAGGAUUAUAUGCUAUUUGACCCUUUGAUAAAUGGAUUUGCUGAGAUGCAUGACAGGCAUAGAGAUAUGAGGCUUGAUGUUGACAAUAUGUCUUACGAGGAACUAUUGUCUUUGGAAGAACGAAUAGGGAAUGUAAGCACGGGAUUGAGUGAGGAAAAGAUUUUGGGUUCUAUGGAACAGCAGAAGUAUGAACCAUUUGGAUCCUCGCCAAAUUUGGAGCCGUGCUGUAUAUGUCAGGAGGAUUAUAUUGCUGGAGAUGAUAUCGGGAUAUUGGAUUGCAAGCACGAGUUCCACACCAAGUGCAUUAAACAGUGGUUGAUGCUGAAGAAUCUGUGUCCCGCUCUAGAUCUGAAAAAUCUGAAGGAGCCACAGAAUAGGCGAGGGUCUGAUGGAGCCACAACGGUGGUCCUGUGUGAGUGGAGCUCCGCUACACACGGCGGUCCUACUGCACGCACAGCGCCGCUUCUACAGCGGCUUCAUCGCAGAGUGAACUGA